AUGCCGCCGUUUGCGCCACCGCGCGUCGCGGUGCCGCCGCCGGCGCCGCAGCCGCCGCCGGGCGCAAUCCCGGGCAGCCCCGCGCCUGCGCUGGUCAACCCCUGCAGCAGCCGCGGCCCCAAGGGGCCGCCGCCGGAGGUGUCGGUGUGGCACAGCCGAGAGCGGGGGUACUGGAUGGUCGAGGUGCGGUGCAAGGACCGCAACAAGCUGUGCUUCGACACUGUGUGCACCUUGGCAGACCUGAGGCUGGACGUGUACCACGCCACAAUGGACAGCGAGAACGGCGUCGGCAGCCAGCUCUUCUACUGCAGGCCCCGCUUCGGCCCGCCUGACGCCUGGGACCAUGAUAGGGCAGAGUCCCUGCGCGCGCUGCUGUCGUCCGCGGUGCAGCGCUGCUUCCCCCUGGGCCUGAAGCUGCUGGUUUACGACGGCCCCGAGCCGCCCGCGCCGCGGCCCGGCGGGCAGCUCGCUGACCUGGCGGCGGCGCUGAGGGACUGGGGGCUCUCGAUAACGAGGUGCAAGGUCCGCGAGAGCUCCUCCGCCGGCGGCGCCCCGGGCGAGGGCCCCUCGACGCACACCUUUUACCUGCUGGCAGGCGACGGCCAGCUGCCCUCCAGGGACGUGGUGCGGCGCGCCUGCGAGGCGGCGGGCGGGGAGUUGCUUGAGGAGCACUUUGCCCUCUCCUCCCUCGCGGCGGCGGCCGCGGCCGCGGCCGCGGGGGCGGGGCCGGGGGCCGCGCAGCAGGCGGCGGACGGCGGCGGCGCGGACGAGAUAGGGAUCGGGCGGCGGCUGAGGCGCGGGAAGUUUGGGUUUGCGUUCGAGCCGGUCGGGGGCGGCGGCGGGGGUGGGGCCGCGCCGGGGACGCCGGGAGGGCGGCGAGGCGCGGGCCCGAGGGCGGCGCCGGGGCCGGGGGGCGCCUGGGCGCCUGAGGGGGCAGGGUUUGAGGCGGGGGUGUCUUUUUGA
Monoraphidium neglectum is the source of this 963-nucleotide messenger RNA. RefSeq lists its product as hypothetical. The transcript is spliced from 4 exons. Lineage: Eukaryota; Viridiplantae; Chlorophyta; Chlorophyceae; Sphaeropleales; Selenastraceae. The record is from RefSeq and is a predicted model, not a curated record. Bases 1 to 963 code for a protein of 320 amino acids.